UGUGAGGCGCGGGGCAGGCAAGGCUGGGGGGUUCAGUUUUCAAAAUCAGUUCGCUGUUGUCCCUCAGGGUGGGAGGUGUAGGAGCCAAACCAAACUGGGGAAAUUAUAAAACUCCGAACGAGCCUUCCAGAACGUUACAAACUGGGAAGCGUUAAAAAGCAGGCUCUGUAAAGCCAGUUCCUUAGAUUUCUAUUCAGACAGUGUCCGAGGGCCUACAUUUUAUUUUUAAUAAAGUCUCCCAGGAGAUGCCGAGCUGGACGCCCGAGGAAGCUGGACGCCCGCAUUUUAAGGAACUGCGCCAGGAACUACACGCGAAUCCUCAAGGCUGGAAGUUCUUCCUUGGUCUAACCACACUCUCCUGUUGAGAAACCCUCUCGCCUCAUUCUGCAGAACACCCUCAUCAGGGUGGGGCUUGGCACUGGGGCAACGGUAACCGCGGUGACCUACGAGGUGUCUGGGGAAAUCGGGGCCCUGGCUCAGCUCUUGGAGGGGCUGCCGGCGAUGAGACAAUCGGGCCCAUCUAGGCUCUUGAGGGUUCGGGUUCUGUCCCAGGAGUGCAGCCAACGCCCAAGUGAGGAGCCGAAGAGGCGCGCCGGGCCGGGUCAGCGUCUCAGAGCCGUGGUUCCGCUCGGAGGCCGGGCGGGAAUUGGAGAGAGGAGUACGGGGGCCCCAAGCCCCGCGGUCACGGCGGCCGGCGAAGCGCGGGGCGGGGCGGGGCCGGGGCGCGGGCUCUUGGUUGCUAUGGUAACGCGUAAACACCCAGCGAGGGCGGCGUUGUGGGCGGCGGCGGCGGCGGUGCGAGCGCCGUCAGGCUUGCGGCCGAGAUGCCUUUAAGCACCACUGGCUUCCAGAGCCCAUCUUCUGCCGCUUCCAACAGGUCGAGGACUAGAACUCGCUACCGGACCAGAGCCGUGAGCUCCCAGGUGGAUGAGAACCUCUUUGGAGGUAUCAAGCCCCUGACCCAGAGCGACAACCCCAUCGUGCUGCUCCGAGAAAAGCAUGCCACUCAGAAAGCUCUCGCUGCCCCGGGCUUGGACCACAAGCCAGAGACCAUCCAGCUCAUCACCCGGGACAUGGUCCGGGAGCUCAUCGUUCCCACCCAGGACCCCUCUGGGGAGUCUCUCAUCAUGAGCCCUGAGGAGUUUGAGCGGAUCAAAGGGGCGUCCCACGUCCUGACCAGAGAAGAGCUCGAGGCCAGGGAGCAGGCCUUCAGGAAGGAGAAGGAAGCCAUCAUGGAUGCGGUGACCACACGCAAGAAGAUCAUGAAGCAGAAGGAAAUGGUUUGGAGGAACAACAAGAAACUCACCGACUUGGAGGAGGAGGCCAAGGAGAGGGCCCAGAGCCUCCUGCAGAGGGCCCACAAGCUGCGGCAGGAGCAGGAGGAGGAGCUCAAGGACAUGAGCAAGGUCAUCCUCAAUGCCAAGUGCCAUGCCAUCCGGGAUGCCCAAAUGCUGGAGAAGCAGCUGAUCCAAAAAGAACUGGAUGCAGAGGAGAAACGGUUGGAUCAGAUGAUGGAGGUGGAACGGCAGAAAUCCAUUCAAAGGCAGGAGGAGCUGGACAGGAAGAGGAGGGAGGAAAGAAUCCGGGGAAGGCGGCACAUAGUGGAACAAAUGGAAAAGAACCAGGAGGAGCGGUCGCUGCUCACCGAGCAGAAGGAGCAGGAGAAGGAGCAGAUGCUGGAGUACAUGGAACAGCUCCAAGAGGAGGAUCUAAGGGAUAUGGAGCGCAGGCACCAGGAGAAACUGGCGAUGCAGGCUGAGAUUAAGCGCAUCAACGAUGAGAUCCAGAAACAGAAAGCAGAGUUGCUGGCUCGGGAGAAGUUGGCCGACCAGAUGGUGAUGGAGUUCACCAAGAAGAAGAUGGCUCGAGAAGCAGAGUUUGAAGCUGAGCAGGAAAGAAUCCGGAGAGAGAAAGAGAAAGAGAUUUCCCGCCUGAGGGCCAUGCAAGAGAAGGCCCAGGAUUACCAGGCAGAGCAGGAUGCCUUGCGGGCUAAGCGCAACCAAGAGGCUGCAGAAAGGGAGUGGCGCAGAAAGGAGAAGGAGAACGCCCAGAAGAAGGUGGAUAUGGAGGCCAAACUGCAGAAAAGUCGGCUGGAACAGGUGGCUUUCAAGGAGCGUACCCUGGCCGUUCAGGUGCAGCGGGACCGCGAUGAGUUCGAGAGGAUUCUUCGGGCACAGAGAGAACAGACGGCAAAGGAGCAGCUGCAGGAGGAGAGAAGGGUGGCAGCGCGCUUACAGCAUGCCAACGAGCUCCGGCGCCAGGUGCGCGAGCACCAGCAGAGGCAGGUGCAGGGCCGGAUCGCCGCCUUCGAGGAGGGCCGGCGCCUGGAAGAGGAGGCCCAGAGGCGGCGUGAGCGCAUUGCCGACGGCAAGAGGAAGAAGCUGGCGGAGCUCAGAGCCACCGGCCUUCCUGAGAAGUACUGUGUGGAGGCUGAGCGCAAGGCCAACAUCCUGCCGCCCACCUCUGUGAGCUGACGGGGCCUCAGUGCCCCUCAGGAUGCCUUCAGGGAACGGGUUCCGACUAGCCUCUGGGUGCCCAUAACUGCUGCUAACCUAGACAUUUCAGUUACAGAUUAAAUGUUUCUACUUC
Messenger RNA from Manis pentadactyla (Chinese pangolin), 2589 nucleotides. RefSeq names its product cilia and flagella associated protein 45 (gene CFAP45). The record is from RefSeq and is a predicted model, not a curated record. The transcript is spliced from 12 exons. The coding region runs from base 825 to 2474 and encodes 549 amino acids. NCBI's taxonomy places the organism in Eukaryota, Metazoa, Chordata, Mammalia, Pholidota, Manidae.